CCUUUAGCCGCGCGUCACUUGCCGCCUGGCUCCAGUACAACAGGCUACGUAGUUCAGAAUUUCGUCGGCCGUCUGCUGAAACCGAUUUCCAGCGUUAUCUCUCGCGGCUCUGCUGCCAUUGGAAUUGCGCGCGUCACGUAUAGUGCACCACCGGGACCGAGACGUUAGUGUGUACCGAUUCCUCGUGGAGUACCAUCGUCGGCGUACAACGAUCCAGAAGGCAGAAUGAAGGUCCUAGCAGCAGUGCUGCUGACCGUCCUCUUUGUCGGAUUCGUCUUUGCUUCGACUACGCCCACAUCGCGAAGCAAUACCGAAGCGUCAUUCCCGGCAGACUCUCAGCAUGAUACAAAGAAAACCAGCGCGACGUCGGGGAAAUCCGUCUCCACCUCACACACAAAUAUCUUCAUGAGGAGCAAAUCGACGCCUCUCGCGAGAUUGGAAGAGGAAACUACGGCGACCGAUGACGAGGAUUCUUUGCUCCUUGGGGACCCGAAGAGAUUCCUGAGUCCGAAGGACAUGCUUAUGCAAGAAAUCCAAACCUUGGACGAAGAGGUUUCGAAUGCCAAGACUCAAGAAGAAGUUGAGAAAGCAUUCAGAGCCGAAGCCCAAAGGUACAAACCAGUUGCUACGAGAAGCAACAGCACCACGGACGCCAGUGCUAUCAAAAAAUUAUUAGACGCCGAGAAUGGAACCUACGACGACUUAACCGAGGAAGAAGAGAACGAAAGCCAGGAUACGUACGACGACGAUGACGACGAGUUCGAAGACGACGAGCAAGUGCUAACAGGGUGUCCGGAUUACUGUAAAUGUGCUGGAGAAUACGCAGCUGCAACGACUGCAACAUGCAACAAAUUCGUGGAGGACCAAACGUUCGGCACAGGUGUCGCUCAUCUGCGCAUCGAGCACGCCGAGCCGAUUUCGCUCGGUCCCCAUGCGCUUCGAUCCCGAGGCCUCCAGCACUUGGAAUCGAUCAAGAUCACGCACACGCAGAUCGUCGAGCUGGAUCAAACCGCAUUCGACGGCGUGGUGUACUUGUUCGCUGUUAAUCUGACCCACAACGGCCUGCAAGAGCUUCCUCCGAAUCUGUUCCAAAACAACUCGCAGCUCACGUUACUGUCGAUCUCCCGAAACCCGUUAAAACACACCCAAGACCCGAGAUCAGCAAAACAUGGCUUGUUCGAUACUCCGUCCGUCACUGAAUUCGAUUUCUCUCAUAACGGUUUGACGAAGCUGAGACGGAACGCCUUCGCGAAGAUGCCCAGCCUGCUCUACAUCAAUCUGCGAAAUAAUAAACUCAAGGAGAUCGACAGCGCGGUCUUCAACACGCUCAAAGCGCUCGCUGAUGUGGACCUUUCGAACAAUCUGCUGAACGAGAUCCCUGCCGAUUUGCUGUAUGACAAGAGAGUGGAGAUAUUCAACGUUGCCGGUAAUAACUUGACUACAUUGUCCACGAUUCAUGCGUCAGAAUUGCGACAGUUGGAUGUGUCCCAUAACAAAAUCAGGGUGAUACCUAAAGACGGUCUGAUCGGUGUGCCGCUAUUGGAGCAACUGACGCUCCGUUCGAACGAGAUCAGGUCGAUUCAUCCGUCCGCUUUCGCUGACCUCGAGAUGCUUAUCUAUAUCGAUCUUAGCAACAACAAAUUGACUUCCUUGAAGGAGAGCCAUCUGGCAGGAAACAGGAGAUUGCAAGUGGUUCUGCUGAACGACAAUCCUGGUUUGGAGACCUUGCCUGUUUUCAAGACCCGCAACGAAUACGACGGUUACAGUAUUUACCGUUUCGAAUGCUCGAACUGUGGCUUGUACACAAUCCACGAAGAAACCUUCAGGCAUAUGCCAGUAUUGCAACGACUGAACCUGUCCAAGAACCGUUUAGCGACCCUGCCAGAUGGACUUCUGCGGGAUCUCGUCUCUUUGAAAACUCUCGAUAUUUCCGACAACAUAAUCAGCGUGCUGCAGAACAACAUGUUCAACGGUGCCAGCGGCCUGGCGAAGAUUAGUCUCGCUGGCAAUCCUUUGGAGAAAUUGCAAGUGACACCAUUCUUGGCGACUCCCAAUCUUUCCAAGCUGGACGCGAGCAGAUGCGCCUUGGAGAGAGUUUGGAGCGAGGCUAGAGUUCCUCUGGAGAGCUUGAGAUCCUUGUCAGUCCGCGAGAAUCUCUUGCGACGAAUCACCGUAGAGGAAUUGAAUGCGACACCGAAAAUUGUUGGCAUCAAUUUAGCGCAUAAUCCACUGGAUUGUGAUAACGAGUUCACCGAGGCUAUUCAAUGGCUCACGGAUCGUGGAAUCUCGACGAUGGAACCAUUCAGAUAUCUUAAUGAUUACGCAAACGGGGAUAAUAAUCAAGAUAACGAAGGUAUCAGUCACUGGACUGAUCUGGCGAAUAUAGUCUGCGAUGGCGUGAGCGAUGAUGGACCACCGAACAGAAACAUCCCGCACUUAAAGAACAAAGUGAAAAAUAUGCUUGACGAGCUUGACACAUCGAAAGAUUCUGACUCUAUUUUGCGCAAACAAAACGAUGAGCAGGAGCUGCUGAAACUGUUGGACGAUCGAGAUAUGCGAUCGGACGAGGAGGUGGAGAAGGCAUGGACCACUCAGGACCAGGAAUACGAAGACUUUGUAAGAGAAGGAAGUACGGAGCACCAUCCUUGGUACACAAGCGCCGUUUGGCCCGUGGUGACGCUCGUGAUCAUGACGGUGAUGUUCGUCUCCAUCGCGAUACACGUUGUUUUUUACGCGCCGAAACGACGCGGCGGAAGCCCCGUGAUCAGGCCGCCGAUGAUGCUGCGUUCGGGGUUGAUCGAUAACAAGAACUGCGGACUGGUCUACAAGCCUCUGCAAGAGGAAAUCGCCACGCCGCAUAUGCCGAAGCGUGGCAGCUUUUAUUCAAGCAGCACAUUUCACUACGACAAGAUCGUGCCCGAGAGCGUCUAAUUAGCCGACACGACCGCACACAAUAGUUACCGGUCUGUUGACGCGGCUCGAGUUGAUUUAUAACGCGAAUAGUUCGAGUAGUCGAUGAACGAAGUAUAGUUUGUACAAAUCCAAUUGGCCGAGUACAUUGCCGUUCAAACGUUUGGGGUCGCAGAUUACUUGGCCGUGCUGAUCAGUCGGCGGUGUAAGUACUUAUCGAUUCGCAUUUGAAUUUUUCGUUAUCCGUAUUAGAGUGUAGGAUUAUAGGAACGGUGUGUUUGUUCGAGGGGAUCCAGCGACUCCAAACCUUUGAGCGACGCGAUCUUGAUGCACACGCAAUGCACGAAGAUAUUAUACGCGACUUUAUUUCAUUUUAAGAAGCUUUUUGACUUUUUAGACCGGCGCGGUUACUUUUGUUUUCUUUCUUAAUGAAACGGAAAAUUGAAAAAUAUUUGCCACCACCACCACCGAUACUUGCAGGGGUAAAACGGAAGGUUUAUAAAUGUAUUUACUUAUACACGUGGGCAACGCGAACGUGUCGGCGAACCGACAUGUAAGACUCGAUCGAGUUAGCGUGGCUCCAAAGGUUGUAGACGACGAAUCAAGAUAUUUCGCGUGAAAUAUUUCACGAUCCAGCAUCGUGGUAUCGAUAUAUCGUGCCGAUAUCGGAAUCGUCGAUUUUUAAUGGGGAAAACCGGAAUGGAGUCAGAUUAAUUUAAUUAUAAUUGUAUAUUUAAUAGUAAUGCAUAAUUACGUAUCUACUACGUUUACUAUUAAUCAUUGAGGGAAUGCAGCUUUGGGCGCUAGGUUAAUUAGCAUUUCGAAAGAAUAGGAAACGAGUGGAAACAAGAGCAAGCUUCGAUGGAGAAAAACGAUCGGUCGGUAGUAAUAUAUAUAUAUCAAACAUAAUACAUAAGGCUAGCGACUUUCAAUUGCAGUGACCACAACGUCUCGUUCAAGUCAUGAACACACAUAAGUAUUUACACGAUUAAACACCGCAUAUAAUACUAAGAAAACUAACGUGGCCUAGUAUAAGUAGUACAUCUUCGUGUACUAUGUAUUAUACUACAUGCUGUAAAUAAUGUAUAACGUUUUAAUAAAGUUUUCAUUACGGUAUAUGA
Molecule: messenger RNA, 4031 nt
Organism: Megalopta genalis
Lineage: Eukaryota; Metazoa; Arthropoda; Insecta; Hymenoptera; Halictidae
Gene: Gp150
Product: leucine-rich repeat domain-containing glycoprotein 150
Molecular function (GO): protein binding
Source: RefSeq, a predicted model, not a curated record